AUGAAAAACUACUUUAUUCUUAACAUUAAAAGAACUUAUCGCCACUAUUCAAGGAAAAAGAAUAUAAAUAAUAUAAAUGGGAAAAUAAAUGAUCCAUAUAGUGAUUUAUAUAAGUUGAAUUAUUAUGGGAAUAGCUUUAAAAAGUUACCAAAUAAAAAAACAAAAUCAAAUGAAUAUGAAUUAAUUAGGACAUCAAACAAUACAUUUACUUACUCAUCCCCAUAUCCUCCUAAUAUCAAUUAUACCUUAAAACCAUAUCCAGAUUCAGCAAAAAAUUUUUAUUACGAAAAUAGAAAUUAUGUCAUGAGAUACAAAAAUGUGGAAUAUAUUCCUAUUAAGAGACUUGCUUAUAAAAAUGCGUCAAAAAAAACAAAUUGGGAAACUUAUUAUAUGAGGAUACAAAAAUAA
Molecule: messenger RNA, 408 nt
Organism: Plasmodium vinckei vinckei
Lineage: Eukaryota; Apicomplexa; Aconoidasida; Haemosporida; Plasmodiidae
Product: conserved Plasmodium protein, unknown function
Exons: 1
Coding region: 1-408 (135 amino acids)
Source: RefSeq, a predicted model, not a curated record